GAUUACGUUUAUACAAAAAAAAUAUAUAUAUAAAGGAGUAGAAAGAUCGACUUUCAUUGUCUGGUUCUUGACUUGAUGAAGUAUGGAGAAGACCAAAGUAGACAGAUUGCAUGAAUGUAAUUUCUGUGGUAAAGUGUUUAAACAGAAAGGCAACCUAAAGCGACACGAAAUAACACAUACUGGUGAACGCCCACAUAAAUGUGUAAUUCGUGACAAGAGAUAUACCCGCAAAGAGCAUUUUCAAGAACAUUUAGGAUCACAUUUUCCCAAGCAGCCAGGAAAGAUUCUUUGCAAUCAUAUGAAAAGUCAUUCAAAAAAAUUCGAGUGUGAAAUAUGUCAACGGGAAUUUGGACGCAAAUCUCAUUUGACCACACAUUCUAUCACGCAUACAAACGAAAAGAGAUUUCACUGCAGGAUUUGCGAAACGAAGUUCAAGCUAAAAGGAAAUUUGGACAUGCAUAUGAGAAGGCACACAAAGGCAUAUCAGUUUAAAUGUGAAAUAUGCGGUGUUGGUAAAGUGGUACAAUCUCAGCUGGAUAUACAUAUGCGUAAACAUACGGGUGAAAAACCGUUCAGUUGCAGCAUUUGUGAUAAGGCAUUUGCUACAAAGGGACAUUUGAAUUUGCAUUUGAAAAAACACGCAAAUGAAUACAGAAUCAAAUGUGAGAUAUGUGGUGUUGGAAAAGUACUAAAAUCUGAGCUGGAUAAGCAUAUGAGUAAACAUUCCAAUGAAAAACCUUUCGGUUGCAAGAUUUGUGGGAGGUCGUUCAAACAUCAAAGUAAUCUAAGGACACAUCUAGAAGCAGUUCAUUUCAAUGACAAGCGCUAUGAAUGUGAGAUAUGUGAAAAGAGGUUUGCCACACGAGGAUAUUUGGGAAAACAUAUCAAAACACACGCUUAUUGAGUAUUCCAACGCAGGGAACGAUACAACUCAACGUCACAUUACAAUUGCUGUGUUAAGAGAAUCAAGGCUUCGCAUAGUCAAUAGGGAUUUAACACAAACAGCAGAUUAUAAAUAAUGCAUGUCCUACCUUGUUUUUCUAAUUAACAAGACAUUGAAUCGUUUCAGCUUGUUCAUUGCAUAUGCUUUUUACUUACUAUCAAUAUUGUGAGUUAGGACUUGACCUAAGUUUUUUGUGCGAUAACUUAUGUGACUUUCAAACUAUUCGAAAAAUAUUACACGUUCUGUUUCGAUAUAAAUCAAGUUCAGAAAUGAUAGCUGAAUAAUAGGUAAUCCAUAGUUAAAUUUAUUGAGUGAAUUCUGCCGGGCUUCGUCUUUAGUGAGUGCAUGCACAACUAGUAGGUGCAAAGUAUGUAUACUUUCGUAUUACG
Molecule: messenger RNA, 1332 nt
Organism: Styela clava
Lineage: Eukaryota; Metazoa; Chordata; Ascidiacea; Stolidobranchia; Styelidae
Source: RefSeq, a predicted model, not a curated record